AUGUCAAACUCCCAGGAACAGAGUCUGAAUAAGGACGUGAUAUUUCUGCCGGUGUCUGAGUCCAGCCCGGAGUACCUCCACUGCGAGAGGGAGCGCUAUGCGCUAGAAGGCCUGCUGAGUGCAGGCCCCGGGGCCUUCUACUCCAAGCUGAGUGCAGAGCACCUCGUCCCUUUCCUCUCCCCAGAGGAGGUGAACCAGAUCAGUGGCUGGGUCAAGGACUACCACAGCAGCUAUGAGGAGGUGGAGGGGGCUGAGGAGGGGGGCAGCUCAGGGGUGCAGAACUUCUCUGCCAGGUACUUCCCCACCCACUCAGACACCCCUGCACCCUGCCUGGAGCUGGGCUGGCCUGAGGGGGUCACCUGGGUGGGAAUGGGACACGCCAUGGUCUACACCAGCCCACCAGCGGAUGGACAACCUCCUAUCAGAGAGAUCAUCAGAAGACUACUGCAGGGGGCUAGCAAGGUAUGUCUGAAUGAUUCAAUAUUAUAUAGUCUUAAGGCACAAUAAUAUAAUUUGGCCUACAUGCACUUGGUACAUCAGUAAAAAUCUUGAUUGUAUGAUGUAAAUUAGUAGCGGAUGGCUGAGUUCAUCGCAACUACCUUACUGAGACCUAGAGGUACUGUCACCCCAGAUCCAGAAAUGCCUUUGCUUUGCUGAGUCUGUGUUAUUGAUGGUGCUUCUUGAGUAUGUUGUGUUACGGUUCAGAGGGUUUUGAGUUUGCGAACUGAUUGGGAGGAAUAUCCAGUCUGUCACAUAUCAAUAUUCCUCUGAUGGAGUGUCUGCUAUACAGGUUAUUGCCAUGGUGACAGACAGACUGACAGAUAGCACUGUGAUUGGUGAUCUCCACACCAUCGCUUCACGGGGAGUCCCUGUUUACAUCAUCCUGAACCAGAGAUCCAACCAGGAGAACUUCCCCCCUCACAGGCUGAGGCAUCCGGUGAGUAACUACACCAUAUAAGGACUCAGAAGUCCAUAUCACUACAGACUCUGACUCAUGAUGUCAUUCAUACCACAUAGCCAAUCCCACAUAACUUCUUAAUUCACACAGUACCAAAAACAGCUCAACAUAUUAAUAAUCUCUGUCACAGUGCAUCAGGUUUCAUAAGAGCAGAAUGUCAUUAACCUGACGUCUGGCUCUUCAGAAGCUGACACACACCCAGGCUGACUAUAGUCUCUGGUAACUCCUUUUUUUGCAUGUGUGGAAUGUAGCAUCUGGGUGAAGCAACACAACUGAACAGGUUGUUCUGCAUUCACUGUGUCAGUCUGUGCGUCUCUUGGUGUGGCUAAGGUCACGUCUGUGGUAAUGAUAUACUGUAUAUGCUGGCAGAAUUGAAGUCAAUCCAAAGUCUAUGUCUGAAUCGACAGGGUUGAAAUAAAGUUGAUUUCCAUGUAUUCUGCUCUUCAUAGAAUAUGCAGGUUCGUGUUCUUGGAGGAAAGACCUUCUGUUCGCGGGAGGGAAAGAUAGUGAUGGGGGAAUUGAAAGACAACUUCCUCCUGGUGGAUUUGGAGACAGUGAUUAAUGGUAGCUACAGGUAAAGUAGCUAGGUGUUAUCCACUGUUUCUAACCUAUUACACACUCAGUUUCCCUCUGACAUCAAAUAACAGCUUGUUAUUGUGUUCACCAGCUUCACAUGGUCAGACGCCCACCUGCACCGGCAGCUGGUGACAGUGCUGAGUGGCCCGGUGGUGGAAUCCUUCGACCGAGAGUUCCGGAUCCUCUUUGCAGCCUCACUUCCAGUUCCAGACACAUGGAAGGCCGGCAGGGCCCCGAUAGAUGAGCCCCAUCACCACUCAGUGCUCCUUGACCUCAACAACCAGCCCAAGUAUCUCCCUAUGGAUCCUAUCGACAGCCCCCCUCCUACCCCACCUGCAGACUCCACCCUGGACUGGGAGGCCCUGGGCGUUAUCCACAGAGGAAGUCCUGUCAAUCAACACAGUGAACCCAUGGACAUGAAUAUGAACAUGGAAGAACCACUGCAACAUUUUACAGCAGUGAACAAAAAGCCACCUUUUGGGGAGGAGUUUUGUCCGAAGGAGGUUGAUCACCGCACAACUACGCCUGUGAAUGAGAGAAGGUAUGUGUGA
Molecule: messenger RNA, 2085 nt
Organism: Coregonus sp. 'balchen'
Lineage: Eukaryota; Metazoa; Chordata; Actinopteri; Salmoniformes; Salmonidae
Source: the annotation of a GenBank genome assembly